Giardia duodenalis is the source of this 1299-nucleotide messenger RNA. Its product is annotated as putative Diphthamide-ammonia ligase. The transcript has a single exon. NCBI's taxonomy places the organism in Eukaryota, Fornicata, Diplomonadida, Hexamitidae. The record is from RefSeq and is a predicted model, not a curated record. Bases 1 to 1299 code for a protein of 432 amino acids.
AUGCCUCAGUGCUUCACGAAUAAAAUGACUAUUGUUCCUUGGCAUGUCCAACUUCGCGCAGAGCUAUCGACCAAGACCUGGUCUACUGCUUGCAUCCAGUGUAACACUCUAGGAUCCAGCUGUGUAGAUACUGUAUAUAACCUUAUAACAGCCACCUUUCCAGGGGCAGUCGUUACCAUUAUGCAUCCCACAGAGUGCUGCCUAAACGUUGAUUGUGCGCUUCACCAUAAGCAGCCCGUCAUCAUUGCUAUUGAUAUCUAUUGUCCAUUAGCCUAUGAUUCCGUAGUGUGCCCUGUGGUCCAUGUGUCAUCGAAGGGGAUGAUCGGUGUGAGCAGCUUGAUUGGCCUUUUACGGCGACCAUCCCUUCAUCCUGGCCACGUCUUAGAAGGAGACGCCCCUAGCAGGCUGGCUCUCCCUGAGGACGCCGUUCUCCUCUUUGAAAAACACCUCUUGAUGAAAGCACGGAUAUCUGGAAUCCCAAAGGGGCGCCGCCUCUGCGUAAAUGGGGACAACUGGCUGCUGCCAUUAGUAGGCGGCAAUAUAAAGCAAAGCAUCAAGCAUGUCGCGAUUUAUGUCGAGUCUUACGGGCAAACACCCUUAGAACACGCUGUGGCUAUGUCGCACUCUCUUCUGUCAGAAGAUGACGACGAAGAUGCCGGGUGCACUGCAGGGACUAAGAUGGUUGAAGACUUUCUGGAUAAUGUGCGGUCCUUUGCACUUCCAGGCUACUUACGCCUUUUCCUGUCCAUCCUGGCGACUGCUUCUGAGGUAUCAAUUGAGAAGUUAACACUUAUCGACGCACAGACAUCGCUGCUGAGCACAGUAGAGGCCCCUGAAAUAUGCAAGCUUAUCUCCACUGCGCUUGCAGAUGACAAGCACCUCAUCAAGAGUCGUCUGAAAUACUGUAUCAAUCCACUUUCACUUGAAGCAGUUGGGCUGAUCAUUGGGGAUGCCCGCUCAGAGACACUGGCUGGCGCACGUGAACUAAAGCAAGUGCUCCGCAGAAAGGGCAUUGCUGCACAAUUGUGCUACUUUGGUCCCAAGCUUGAUGAGGCCAAACUAGGGAACUUUGCCAAGCAGUUCACAGCAUUUGUUUUUGUGGCUCGGUGUCCACUCCUAGCUACUCCGUGGCUAAAUUCAAAUUUCCGCCGAAUUGCGGCUCAUUACAUUCCGUGCCUAAGCUUAUAUGAGUUACGAUAUUCGCUGGGGGAGCCUAAGCCGUUCUGCUAUGAGUACGAUAGCGACUUGCAAGCAUGCAUUGCACAUAUUUGCGCUUUGUGCGCUGAACAGUUAGAGUGA